Messenger RNA from Aphanomyces invadans, 937 nucleotides. RefSeq lists its product as hypothetical. The coding region runs from base 45 to 845 and encodes 266 amino acids. Gene Ontology annotation, molecular function: serine-type endopeptidase activity. The transcript has a single exon. Lineage: Eukaryota; Oomycota; Saprolegniomycetes; Saprolegniales; Verrucalvaceae. The record is from RefSeq and is a predicted model, not a curated record. Gene Ontology annotation, biological process: proteolysis.
CCUCGUAUAUACCUACCUACCUUCAUUUACGAAUUCACACUACCAUGGUCAAUCUGCUGGCUCUCGCCAUUGCCGCCGCCACGGCGGUCGCCCAACAUGAAAUCGUUAACGGCACAGAAACUCCCAUUGGCAAGUACACGUACGUGACUGGUCUUCGCGUGGGUGCGUCUGGCGCGUCCGGGUGUGGCGCGUCGUUGGUGGCUCCUAAGAUCUUGGUCACCGCUGCCCACUGCGCCGCGUCGGCAUAUAUCUACGUCGCGUCGAUCGGGUCGCACUACCAGAAGGGCACCCAAGACGGCGAGCGCAUUAGGAUCGUCAAGCGCACGACGCACCCUAAGUACAACAAGACCAACUUUGACUUCGACUUCGCCGUGUACGAAUUGGAAACUCCGUCUACGUAUCCCCCGGUCAAGAUCAACUGGUCCCAAGACGCGACCGUUGCCCCUGGUCAAGUCGCGAUGGUGCGUGGGUGGGGCGCCACCUCGGCCGGCGGCAACUCGUCCGCCGUCAUGCUCGAGGCCGACGUCGCGAUCUGGUCCAAUGCCGACUGCCAGAAGGCCCUCACGUCCCGCUACACGAUCUUCCCCUCCAUGAUGUGUGCCGGCGGUGGCUUCAAGGACACCUGCCAAGGGGACUCUGGAGGUCCGUUGGUUGUCAACACGAACGGCGAAGAUUACCUCGUUGGCGUCACGAGCUGGGGCAUCGGAUGCGCUCGCCCCGGCAAUCCUGGUGUGUACGCUCGUAUUUCGGAAGCCCGCGACUUCAUCGAACCUUUCAUGACGACACCGCCGCCGACCACCGCCAUUGCGACGCCAGCUCCUACCACGACCAAGCCAGCCUGUUAAAUAAAUAUACAGCGUGCAUGGUCGAAUCAGAGUUGGCGAUUCCCGUCUUUGUGUAAGCUAGUUGUAUGAAAUAUUCGAAAACACGUUCCACC